Molecule: messenger RNA, 503 nt
Organism: Ruditapes philippinarum (Manila clam)
Lineage: Eukaryota; Metazoa; Mollusca; Bivalvia; Venerida; Veneridae
Product: Golgi-associated plant pathogenesis-related protein 1-like
Exons: 4
Coding region: 54-449 (131 amino acids)
Cellular component (GO): extracellular region
Source: RefSeq, a predicted model, not a curated record
UGAACAAAAAGUUUCUAAAGCAAGUUGUAAAGCGGCACAAUCAGAUACGUACAAUGCAUGGGGUAGGAAAAGUCAGGGGGAAUAAGAAGAUCUCAAGGUUUGCUCAACAAUGGGCAAACUAUCUGAAUGAUAAUUCAAAGUUUGGACAUAGACCCAAGGCGUCUCAGAAAUAUGGAGAAAAUCUCUCCUGGAUGUCCGGAAAUGUUAAUGGAGCUGAUCACGUGAACAACUUAUACACAGCAGAAGAACAGUUUUAUCGAGAUUAUAACUACUAUGGGAUAGAGCCCCCUAUGGUAAACUUCACGCAUUACGGUCAUUUUACACAGAUUGUCUGGAAAGGUUCUAAAAAGAUCGGUGUAGGAGUAGCCGGACCAGUUGUUGUCAUCAACUAUGACCCCGCCGGUAACUACAUUGGCCAGUUCAAAGAUAACGUGUUUGAUAAACCGUAAUCGUCAAAAUAUCUGUCUUUUAUGAUAAUUCAAGUGAAGUAAAUAAAUUUCCUG